UUUUAAUCUCUCCAACUUCAAGUUUUUGUAUUGGCUUCAAUUUUAUUAUUAUAUAUUAGUUUAACUGUAUUAUUGUUUUAGAGCCCUCCGGCAAUCCCCUUGAAAAAAACAAACGUCCCGUACUUCCGUACAACCUUGGAGACAACCAAUCAGCUCGACUCCCAGCUACGCUAGCUUAGCUCUGGCAAAACAACAGCCCGUCUUCAGUUUCGAUCUUUUUUUCCGCGACAUCGCAACCGAGAUAAUAAAAAAAAAAAUGUUAUAUUAGUCAAAAAGCGUGUUGUUGGUAGACGAGAGGUGUGUUGCGGCGGCGGUCUUGUCUGAAGUCAAAGCUAAUUUGAGCUUCUGACUCGCCGUUAGCAUCUAGCUAGCCGUAGCUAAAUAUCUGCUAUCUUGUGGAGGAAGAUGGGGUCUAUUCUGAGUCGCAGGAUCGCUGGUGUUGAAGACAUCGAUAUCCAAGCUAACUCGGCCUAUCGGUUUCCUCCUAAAUCUGGGAAUUACUUUGCAAGCCACUUCUUCAUGGGAGGGGAGAAGUUUGACACACCACAUCCAGAGGGAUACCUCUUUGGGGAAAACAUGGACCUGAAUUUUCUUGGAAAUAGGCCAGUGCAGUUUCCAUAUGUGACGCCCGCUCCCCACGAACCAGUGAAAACCCUGAGGAGUUUGGUUAAUAUUCGGAAGGACUCCUUGCGUUUAGUCAGGUACAAAGAUGACUCUGAUCCAUUGGUGGAAGAUGGCGGGAAACCUAAGGUUCAGUACGGAGUGGAGUUCACAUUUGAUGCUGACGCCCGGGUCGCCAUCACCCUCUUCUGUCAGGCAUUUGAGGAGUUCUCCAACGGCAUGCCUGCGUACACUCCAAAGGAUCCAACCUUGGUUUCUGAAACGGUCCAUUACAAGCGGGGGGUAAAUCAGCAGUUCUCCAUGCCAUCUUUCAAAAUAGACUUCAGCGAGUGGAAAGAAGAAGAUCUGAACUUCGACCUGGACAGAGGAGUGUUUCCCAUGGUCAUCCAGGCGGUUGUCGAUGAAGGAGAUGAUUGUCUUGGACACGCUCAUGUACUUUUGGCAGCCUUUGAAAGACAUGUUGAUGGAAGUUUUUCUGUCAAGCCUCUGAAGCAGAAGCAGAUUGUGGACCGUGUGAGCUACCUCUUGCAGGAGAUCUAUGGGAUUGAGAACAAGAACAACCAAGAAACCAAGCCAUCUGAUGAUGAGAACAGUGACAACAGCAAUGAGUGUGUUGUGUGUUUGUCUGACUUGCGAGACACACUGAUCCUUCCCUGCAGACACCUGUGUCUGUGCAACUCCUGCGCAGACACCCUGCGUUACCAAGCCAACAACUGUCCCAUCUGCAGGCUGCCUUUUAGAGCCUUGCUGCAGAUCAGAGCUGUGAGGAAAAAGCCUGGAGCUCUUUCACCGGUGUCUUUCAGUCCCGUUCUGGCUCAAACUAUGGACCAUGACGAGCAUUCGAGCACAGACUCUGUUCCUCCUGGUUUUGAACCCAUCUCUCUGUUGGAGGCCCUGAACGGUCUGCGGUCUGUGUCUCCUGUCGUCCCUUCUGCCCCACUGUACGAUGAAAUCAACUUCUCUGAGGGGCUGGGAGGAGACGGUCGACCACUUAGCUCCCCAGAACAUUUAAGUGAUGGAGGUUUGCAGAAAGGCAAAGUCAGCAAGUCACCUGACAGCACCCUUCGAUCACCUUCUUCUCCCAUCCAGGAGGAGGAUGAGGAGAAGCUGUCUGAGAUGUCGGAUGCUCAGCCGCACACCUUUCUCUCCAGCAGCCCCGCCCCCACAGACGCCACGGCGACGGAGGACGCGGCAGAGUCGCUCUCUCCAGAUGAUGAGGACAGGAUGCAUUCUGCAGGAGACAUUCUGCAAGACUGCAGCAGUGAGCACUGCAUGUUGACCAAAGCUGAGAGCGAUCCGGCGGGCGACCUGUCUCUUCCUGCUCUAGGUCCCGAUUCCUGCUCUAUUGGUGUGGAGGAAUAACUGGAUCAUCGGAGUCAACAGAAAGCCUGAAAAGUGAGAGCACCAACUGCUCCAGCCAGCCUCUUCUGUGUCCCACCAUGAACCUCCAUAUGGAAGAUGAACACCUGAACCCCUGACUGAAACCACCAACCCUCUCAUUCCUGUCACUCAACAUUUCCUGCCCUGAUGUGGACAGAAAAGAGCGUUUUCCUUGAUUUUGGAGGAAAUUUGUUUCAGUGUUCACGUCGUAAGACUCCUGUGAAGAUGCUUCGGACUGAGAAAGAUGUGUUUUCUUAACAUUUGAAAAGAUUUCGCCAACUUUUUCUUUGUUUGUUUGCCUCAGUCAGUCAGACCAGCGCUCCUCUAAUUCCACUACCUUUGACGGUGGUGCUUUAAAGCACACUUACUUUACAUUUCCUGUACACAUUUCUUGACACUAAAAGUAAAAAAUAACUUAUAAAUACAGUUUGUGGUUAAAUAUUGUAUCCAGUAGUGAAUCAUAAGUAUAAUUUAAGGCAUUUUUGUUUAGCCCUUACAGGUUUAUGACCUCCAAAAAAAACACCUUUUGAGUUCAUUUUGAACAAAAUUAUUGAGAAAUCAUUCCUUUUAAAAAGUGUAUUUGAAGAAUUUCUGUGCUUUGCUGUUUUAAACAUAGUCUGUUGAACCAUUGUGUAUCUAUGUAAGAUAUUUACUAAAAUCCUCUGCUUAAAAAUGUAUUCUUGCAUAAUAUGUAGGAAAAAAACUGAUAAUGAAGUAACUAUAACUUGCAGAAUGUUUCACAUUUUUAUGACAAGAACUGCAGAUUACCAUCCUAACAGCUAAAAUCAAAGAUCGCUGAAGCCUGAAACCAGCUUAUAGAUAGAUGCUCCACCUUCUCAAAAGCAGCACAGCCAGCGCGUUUGUCUUCGAUGUGUCUGAUCUCUGUCCAGUUUUUCUUUUGGUUUUUAAAUGUUGCUGCAAAAACUGUUUGGUAUGACAUAGUGGCAAAGUUGGGGGUCGCAUUCGUUUGGGCGGGGCAGCUUUAUCUACUUUGGUCUUUUAUGUGUAGCACCAUGCAUAUAGAUCUAUGUGCCUUGAAAUAAUAUGGCUGCCUGCCUGCUUGUGGAAACAGACAUUAGUGUUCUUCAUUCUUCAGUUUCAAUACAUAAAUGGUUUCUGACGCUCAUGUACAGAGCGUUUUCUUUUUUUGUGUGUAAUCUUUAUAAUGCCCAGAUAAUAACAACGCAUCUCAUUAGUGUUAAUGAAUUAAACAAGUUAAACCAUGAAGUUACUUUACUAUGACGAGUUAAAAGUGAUGCAUUUAAUAUCUGUAUCUAGUUCAGGUGCAAUCUUGUAAUAUUUGUGUUACUGAAAGAAACCUUGCAGAGUUUGCAUUGUAAUGAGUUGGCUUGCAUUUGCUUGUGAGUUGAGACCCCCCCCCCUUCUUUUCUGCUUUUUAAUAAUGCCCCCCCCUUUUUUUCUGUGCCAUUUCAACUUGACACUGUGCCUUCCUGUUCUGACCACUGUCAACCUGGUAUCCAGGAUAACUCCUCAGUAGGUGGUGUCCUAUCUCACCGUCUCUCUCUGUGUAUAGACGCAUGUGUAGAACAAUAAAGAAACAUUCAGUAUCCCAA
Molecule: messenger RNA, 3575 nt
Organism: Oryzias latipes (Japanese medaka)
Lineage: Eukaryota; Metazoa; Chordata; Actinopteri; Beloniformes; Adrianichthyidae
Gene: mgrn1b
Product: mahogunin, ring finger 1b
Biological process (GO): endosome to lysosome transport; negative regulation of G protein-coupled receptor signaling pathway; protein ubiquitination
Cellular component (GO): plasma membrane; nucleus; early endosome
Molecular function (GO): ubiquitin protein ligase activity
Source: RefSeq, a predicted model, not a curated record